Messenger RNA from Phragmites australis (common reed), 825 nucleotides. RefSeq names its product E3 ubiquitin-protein ligase RHA2A-like. The record is from RefSeq and is a predicted model, not a curated record. NCBI's taxonomy places the organism in Eukaryota, Viridiplantae, Streptophyta, Magnoliopsida, Poales, Poaceae. The coding region runs from base 78 to 467 and encodes 129 amino acids. The transcript has a single exon.
CACUCGCUCACUCACUCACUGAUCACUCGUUGCAAGGCAAGCAAAUCUUUGGACUUCUCUGCUGCGCUGUGUGAGAGAUGGUGCUGACAAUGAGCCAGGUGGUGGCGCUGCUCUCCUCGGCUCUCUCCGGCAGCGGCGGCGGCGGAGGCGUGGCGAUUGGGAAGGUGCCGGCGACCGACGGCGAGCGGUGGCGACGUUGCGGCGGGGGAGGGCACGACCGGUCGGCAGGGCCGCCAGGGUACUGCUGCGUGUGCAUAUCGACGUGCCGCGACGGGGAGGAGAUACGGAAGCUGCCGUGCGGGCACGCGUUCCACCGGGACUGCGUCGACCGGUGGCUGGCGCAGUGCCGGCGGACGUGCCCGCUCUGCCGCCUGCACGUCGGCGGCGUGGGGCUGCAGGACGAGCAGCACCAGCUCAGCGAGGACCUCGUCAUCUGGUUCUCCUCCCUCUUCGUCGCCGGCUUGUAGGAUCGGUCGUAGGUUGCAAUGCAGCUGCCUCUGCCUGCCCCUGCCCUCGUACAAAUAUACGUCCACGGCGUAGAGUAGAAUCGGUCUAGGUCGCUUUUUGCUUUGCCGGCUUCCUCGAUUCUUAAAUAGCUUUGUUGUGACAAAUGCUGAUUCGAAGGAUAAAUUUCUUCGAUCUUUUAUGAAAAAAUGUUGUAUCAACGCCCGUCAAAACCAUCCGUAUUAGUGUUGCGCCCAGUUCUCCUUUCCAAAGUCAUGCCAAUGCCACCAACGCUAGCGAGCCAGGCUUAGACCUUGUUUCGAUCAGCUCAAGUCCUGGUCCAUCCACGUGGAUGGGCUGGGUUUCGGCUUAGAUAAAGAG